Brassicogethes aeneus is the source of this 1913-nucleotide messenger RNA. Lineage: Eukaryota; Metazoa; Arthropoda; Insecta; Coleoptera; Nitidulidae. The record is from the annotation of a GenBank genome assembly.
GAUUUACAAAACACAAAUGUCAGCCAUCUUGGUAAUUAUCUGUGGAUCAAAGCGAUGUGAUGGUGUGUUUCGGCUUUUAAACGACAAAUUUACACUGUAAAAAAAAUCAAAAUAAACCCAAUUCACCAUAGAAAACGUAAACAAUACAUAUUGCAAUGAACGGUGAAGAACCGAAGGAAAUCGAAAUGAUCAGCAUCAGCGAUAUUUGCAGACUUUGUGCGAAUCAAAGCGAAAAAUUAAUUGGAAUUUACACUGAAGAUGGGUGUUCAAAUGAUUUGGCAAACAAAAUGAACUUGUAUUUGCCCAUUAAAAUAAGCGAAACGGACGAUCUUCCUUUGCAAUGUUGUUGGCAGUGUGCAUCGACUUUGUUAGCAUGGCACGAUUUGGUUGUCACAACAGCUGAUACUGAUCGGAAGCUAAGAAGUUGUCAGCUGGUGACGGAGAAGCAACUGCUCGAGAAUAUUUAUCAGGACACUGUUAUUUCUGAGGAACCAAGCACAGAAUCAAUAAGCGGUGAGAGUAACCACGAUGAAAACCGAACAAAAAACUUAUUUUGCAAGUUUUGUCAAGAAAAUUUCGAACACGAGUAUUUACUGAAAAAACACAUAAAAUUAUGUCAUGAAAAUUACGAAACCACCUGUAAUUACUACUGUGAUAUUUGCAAGAAAGGAUACAAAAGAAAAUAUGAUUUAAAAUUACAUAACGCAAAAAAUCACACAAAUGAAGAUUUUGGGCUAAGUUGUCACAACAAAAAUGAUGUAAUAGAGAAAACAGAGACUGAUGAAAAUAGUGAGAAUGAUAAGAAUAAGAUAUACUUUGACAACGUCGAUUUACAAAAUAUUAUAUGUAAAUUAUGUAAUAGUAAAUUUAAGCAGAAAACAUUGCUUAAAAACCAUAUGCUUGACUCGCAUAACAUCAAAUUUCAACGAGUAAGGCGUAAAAGAAAUGAGAUUGGGUUUAAUUUUUUUUGUGAGAUUUGUAACAAAGGUUUCACGAGAAAAUUUGAUAUGGAAACCCAUACAAAAAGCCAACAUACAAAUGUCAAAGUCGACUUUAAUCCAUCGACCAGAUCUCUGAACGUGGAAACGUUAAAUAAAUGCAAAAUUACGGACGGACAAGAAGCUUACUAUAAGUGUGAUUUUUGCGGACAUUGCUUUAAAAGGAGUUACCACCUGAUGAGGCAUAGAACCAUACACACAGGGGAAAGGAGUUAUUUUUGCCAUAUAUGCGGUAAAAACUUCAGACUUUCCACAUAUCUCAAAGUACACAUCCAAUGCUUCCACUUCGGUUAUAAGCGUUUUAAUUGUAGUGAAUGCUCAAAAAAAUUCGCCUCAAAAUCAUCGCUAACCGAGCACAUGAACAUACACUUCAAUAGACGCCCUUUCACGUGCGAAAUAUGCGGGAAAACCUUCAGACAACAUUCCUCCCUUAAAGUGCACAAAAUUUUCCACAACGACGAUCUGCCGUUUUCCUGUACGAUUUGUUCGAAGAGGUUUAAGAGGGCGCAGCAGCUUAAAAUACACGUCUACACGCACACGGGCGAGAAGCCUUACAAGUGUAAAGUAUGCGAAAAAAGUUUCCGGUUGUCUUCGAAUUUGAAAAGGCAUCAAGAUUGUCACAACAAAAGUGCUUUUAAGUGCGAGGUUUGUGCUUGCAGCUUUAGUCAUUUGAAGUAUUUAAAUGUUCACAGGACAACGCAUGAGCAGAUUUAGAAAACAAUAAACUCUGAUUUUCAUUCAUUAAAAAUCUAAUACCCAUUUUAAAACUGUUCUCCCUUGCGGCCUUGAGUUUACGGUGAAUUCACCGUGAAUACGCCGUUUAUGUGCAGUGAAUAUACCGUCCAUUUGUGACAUUUGUAGACGGUAAUUAAACGGUGAACUCACGCUGUUUUUGCGAUAAAUUCACGGUGAUUU